This is a messenger RNA of Plasmopara halstedii, 324 nucleotides long. RefSeq lists its product as uncharacterized. The transcript has a single exon. NCBI's taxonomy places the organism in Eukaryota, Oomycota, Peronosporomycetes, Peronosporales, Peronosporaceae. The record is from RefSeq and is a predicted model, not a curated record. The coding region runs from base 1 to 324 and encodes 107 amino acids.
AUGUGCAAUUUAUUUCAUCGAAAGAACAAACAUCGAGCUAUCGUUGGUGAUGACUGCGUCGAGAUUGUCCAGCGCCGCCGUAGCAUCUUUCGCCGUCAUCGUUCUGAGACAAGUGAGACGGUAAAGCACCGCAGUAGCAUUUUCCGACGUCGUCAUUCGGAGACCAGUGAGAUCGUGGAGCGCCGUAGUAGCAUAUUCCGUCGAUCGAGCUCGAAGACUAGCGAGAUCGUUUCACUUAAGCCACGUGACACAAUUGUUACGUGUAUCAGCGAAAGCUUUGAGAGCUCAAGCGACAGCCGUCGACGCCGUCGCAUUCUACGAUGA